UUUGUCAAACUUUGUUAGUUGCGGCGGCGUCAAAUAACGGCAAAUUUAAUUGAUUUUAGUUUAUUUUUCAUUACAAAAAUCGAUAAAAAUGGUCGAGAAUAAUGAAGUCGAGCUCUCGGAAGCGGAGGCGGAACAAUACGAUCGUCAAAUUCGUCUUUGGGGCUUGGAAUCACAGAAGAGAAUACGCUCUUCUAAAGUUUUGAUCAUCGGCUUGUCCGGUUUGGGUGCCGAAAUCGCUAAGAACAUUAUUCUAUCUGGAGUGAAGAGUGUGUGUUUACUAGACAAUGAAAAGUUAAAGGAGAGUGAUUUGUACUCGCAGUUCUUAGCUCCGCCGGACAAGAUAGGUGAGAAUAGAGCCGAGACCUCGUUGCAACGCGCGAGGGCUUUGAACCCUAUGGUCGAGGUUACAGCGGAGACGAAGGCAGUAGAAGAGCUGCCGGAUAGCUAUUUCGCAACGUUUGACGUAGUUUGCGCGACAGGUUUGAAGCAGGAACAACUUGAGCGUAUAAACAACGUUUGCCGUGACAACACGAAGAAAUUCCUUUGCGGCGAUGUAUGGGGUAUGUUUGGUUAUAUGUUCGCUGACUUAUUUGACCACGAGUAUUCGGAGGAAAUAGUCCAACACAAAGCUGUGAAACGCGGCCCUGACGAUACUGAGAAGAAUGCUAGAGAAACUGUUACCAUUAAUGUGAAGCGCAGAGCUAUUUAUGUGCCGCUGCAAAAUGCUUUGUCAGCUGACUGGUCGAAGCCAGAACUACGUUCGAGAUUACGUCGGGGUGACCCCUCAUACUUCGUCAUGAAGAUACUCCUAAGAUUCAGGGAUGAGUACAAUAGAAAUCCGGAUCCAGCUAAACGAAGAUCUGACACAGAAGUAUUAUUCCAUAUGAGAGAUGAGUUGGUUAAGGAAUUGAAUCUCCCCGCUGGGUUUAUAUCUAAUGCCUUAUUAACAGAUGUGUUUGGGGUUGUGGCUGGGGCUGCAGCGGUGGUGGGAGGUGUUAUAGGCCAAGAGGUGGUGAAGGCAGUCAGUCAGCGGGAACCCCCGCAUAAUAACAUGUUCUUCUUCAAUCCUGUCAAAUGUGUUGGAUUUGUUGAACUGUAUGGACAAUAAGCUUUGGUUUUGACAUUUGUAACUUGCAAACCUGAUUCUAAUAAUAAAUGAAAAUUAUUUAAGUAAAC
Molecule: messenger RNA, 1176 nt
Organism: Maniola jurtina (meadow brown)
Lineage: Eukaryota; Metazoa; Arthropoda; Insecta; Lepidoptera; Nymphalidae
Gene: Aos1
Product: SUMO-activating enzyme subunit 1-like
Exons: 1
Coding region: 89-1108 (339 amino acids)
Biological process (GO): protein sumoylation
Cellular component (GO): cytoplasm; SUMO activating enzyme complex
Molecular function (GO): SUMO activating enzyme activity
Source: RefSeq, a predicted model, not a curated record